AUGGAAGCAUCCUCUCCCUUGGCGGCAAUGCACCGCCCAAUGCCUGCUCCGGCUUGGGGUAACCGAGAUCUUUUCCGUCCUCGGCCACAUUCGCAUUAUUCGAGCUCGUCAAACAGCCUCGCCUCGGUGAGCUUGCGGGAGAAAUUGCACAAGAAUACUGCAGAUUACUUUUCUGUCAAAGAAGUCCGUGGAUCAUCUCCUGCUGCUAGCCUUGCGGCCGACCUGUCACAAAACUUCCGGCUUGACAAUGAUGCUAGUCCACAAUUCCCUACCCCUCGACGAGCAUUGUUCACUGCCAACAUGAUGGGCGGUAUGGAGAGUCGUCACUAUGUGACUACACCUCCUCUGCCUUCGUCGUCGCCUGCGCCGGUUGUCGAACACAUGGAACUGUCUCCUCUCCCACACAAGACACCAUUCUGUGCACAUAUUGAGAUAGGGUCUCCAACGCCUGGGUCGACACCGUCAGAUGACCAAGACAUGGUCCUCGACUCACCAGCUCCGAUUUCCCGUCAGGUGUCGUCGGAGUCGACCAAGUCCUUUUUGGCUGAUCGUAGGAUAGCAGCCCCGCGUAGACCGUCAUUGAGCCGUAUGAAAGGACUCAGUUCCAGCUCCUUGCCCCCGAGAGCGCAAAGCGACACCCACAACCCUCUACCUCCCUUUCGCUUUGGCGCUGACUCUGCCAUGAGCUCAAAUCUCUCCCUAGGGGAAUGCUUUGAAUCCGCCUCCCCACCUCAGGAACGGAAGGCAAUGCCGGAAAACAGCCCCUGUGGACCAGCUCUGUUUCCUCGCCCUCGACCAUUGUUUGCCGGUCUUGGUGGUGCCGGCGGCGCUCGCUUUGGAUCACCGAUUAAUGGUCACGCCAGACGGCAGUCGAAUCCAUUCCUGAGAAAUCGCAAGCAAUUUCGUCGAUCCUUGAGCAUGUUUGAGCACCCUGCAGACAUCAUGAAGCCCAAGUCUGACACUGAGGAUGGCCCUACUUCCUCGUUGAAAUCUGUAAUGGAUAUUGAAGAAGUUCAUGAACCUGUGCUUCCUCAUUUCUUGCCUGAUGAUCCCACUGACUGCAUUCCUCGAAUUGCCAGGGAGACCUUACUCGAGGUUUUGGAUGGCAAAUACGCUGACAAUUUUGACCAAAAGAUGGUCAUUGACUGUCGCUUUGAGUACGAGUACGAUGGUGGACAUAUUGAAGGUGCCGUCAACCACAAUGACAAGGAGCUUCUAGCUACCCAAUUGUUCCAAACGCCAAUCGACGGCCGCACUCUACUCAUAUUCCACUGCGAGUAUUCAGCACAUCGUGCACCAUUGAUGGCUCGCCACGUUCGAUCUCAUGAUCGAACCGUCAAUGCAGAGCAUUACCCCAAGCUGACGUACCCCGAGGUAUACAUUCUCGAUGGUGGAUACAGCGGAUUCUUCGCCGAGCACCGUGGUAGAUGCUACCCUCCCGAAUACGUCGAGAUGUCUGAUGAGAAGCAUCAGCGCACAUGCGAAAGAGAGAUGGGCCGCUUGAAGGCGAGAAAGGGACUAGGACGCUCUCAAACGUUCGCUUUCGGGCAGCGAGAGCCAUGUAUCAACGACUCACCCACGGCACAAAGCCGACCAAGCUCCCGCAACACAACACUCGCAAUGCUUGCACCGUCACCAAUCCUCGGAGACCGAUCCCACACUCGUCGGAUGGCCUCUUACUGA
Pochonia chlamydosporia 170 is the source of this 1683-nucleotide messenger RNA. RefSeq names its product M-phase inducer phosphatase. Lineage: Eukaryota; Fungi; Ascomycota; Sordariomycetes; Hypocreales; Clavicipitaceae. Bases 1 to 1683 code for a protein of 560 amino acids. Gene Ontology annotation, cellular component: nucleus; cytoplasm. The record is from RefSeq and is a predicted model, not a curated record. The transcript has 4 exons. Gene Ontology annotation, biological process: positive regulation of G2/MI transition of meiotic cell cycle; positive regulation of G2/M transition of mitotic cell cycle; protein dephosphorylation. Gene Ontology annotation, molecular function: protein tyrosine phosphatase activity.